This is a messenger RNA of Chionomys nivalis (European snow vole), 3546 nucleotides long. RefSeq names its product WW and C2 domain containing 1 (gene Wwc1). The transcript has 23 exons. Gene Ontology annotation, cellular component: cytoplasm. Gene Ontology annotation, biological process: negative regulation of organ growth; regulation of DNA-templated transcription; regulation of hippo signaling. The coding region runs from base 12 to 3338 and encodes 1108 amino acids. The record is from RefSeq and is a predicted model, not a curated record. NCBI's taxonomy places the organism in Eukaryota, Metazoa, Chordata, Mammalia, Rodentia, Cricetidae. Gene Ontology annotation, molecular function: kinase binding; molecular adaptor activity.
UGCUCGGGAAGAUGCCCCGGCCGGAGUUACCCCUGCCGGAGGGCUGGGAGGAGGCGCGCGACUUCGACGGCAAGGUCUACUACAUAGACCACAGGAACCGCACCACCAGCUGGAUCGACCCACGGGACAGGUACACCAAACCACUUACCUUUGCUGACUGCAUUAGCAAUGAGUUGCCGCUAGGAUGGGAAGAAGCAUAUGACCCACAGGUUGGCGAUUACUUCAUAGACCACAAUACCAAAACCACUCAGAUCGAGGAUCCGAGGGUGCAAUGGCGGCGGGAGCAAGAGCACAUGCUGAAGGAUUACCUGGUGGUGGCCCAGGAGGCUCUCAGUGCACAAAAGGAGAUCUACCAGGUGAAGCAGCAGCGCCUGGAGCUGGCACAGCAGGAGUAUCAGCAGUUACAUGCCGUCUGGGAGCAUAAGCUGGGCUCCCAGGUCAGCUUGGUCUCUGGGUCGUCAUCCAGCUCCAAGUAUGACCCUGAGAUCCUGAAAGCCGAAAUCGCCACUGCAAAAUCCCGGGUCAACAAGUUGAAGAGAGAGAUGGUCCACCUGCAGCAUGAACUACAGUUCAAAGAGCGUGGCUUUCAGACCCUGAAGAAGAUUGACAAGAAAAUGUCCGAUGCUCAGGGUGGCUACAAACUGGAUGAGGCCCAGGCUGUGUUGAGGGAAACCAAAGCAAUCAAGAGAGCCAUCACCUGCGGAGAAAAAGAGAAGCAAGACCUGAUCAAGAGCCUUGCCAUGCUGAAGGAUGGCUUCCGCACAGACAGAGGGUCUCACUCUGACCUGUGGUCCAGCAGCAGCUCCCUGGAGAGUUCCAGCUUCCCGAUGCCAAAGCAGUUCCUGGACGUGAGCUCACAGACGGACAUCUCUGGGAGUUUCGGCACCAGCAGCAACAACCAGUUGGCGGAGAAGGUCAGAUUGCGCCUGCGGUACGAAGAGGCCAAGAGAAGGAUCGCCAACCUCAAAAUCCAGCUGGCCAAACUUGACAGUGAGGCCUGGCCUGGGGUGCUAGACUCAGAGAGGGACCGACUGAUCCUCAUCAACGAGAAGGAGGAGCUGCUGAAGGAGAUGCGCUUCGUCAGCCCCCGGAAGUGGACCCAGGGAGAGGUGGAACAGCUAGAGAUGGCCCGGAGGCGACUGGAGAAGGACCUGCAGGCAGCCCGGGACACCCAGAGCAAGGCACUGACCGAGAGGUUGAAGUUAAACAGCAAGAGGAACCAGCUGGUGAGAGAACUGGAGGAAGCCACUCGGCAGGUCGCCUCUCUGCACUCGCAGCUGAAAAGCCUCUCAAGUAGCAUGCAGUCCCUGUCUUCAGGCAGCAGCCCUGGGUCACUCACAUCCAGCCGGGGCUCCCUGGCUGCCUCCAGCCUGGACUCCUCCACCUCAGCCAGCUUCACUGACCUCUAUUAUGACCCGUUCGAGCAGCUCGACCCGGAGCUCCAGAGCAAGGUGGAACUGCUGUUCCUGGAGGGCAGCACAGGCUUCCGGCCGUCGGGCUGCAUCACCACCAUCCACGAGGAUGAGGUGGCCAAGACACAGAAGGCAGAGGGAGGCAGCCGCCUGCAGGCCUUACGCUCCCUGUCUGGCACUCCAAAAUCCAUGACUUCCCUGUCACCACGCUCCUCUCUCUCCUCCCCGUCCCCUCCCUGCUCCCCUCUCAUCGCUGAUCCCCUCCUGGCUGGAGAUGCCUUUCUGACCCCGCUGGAGUUUGAAGACACAGAGCUGAGUACGGCUCUCUGUGAGCUGAGCCUCGGCAACAGCACCCGGGAAAGAUACCAGCUAGAGGAACCAGGACCUGAGGGCAAGCCACUGGGCCAAGCUGCAGGUGUGGCCCCGGGGUGUGGCCUGAAAGUGGCCUGUGUAUCGGCCGCAGUGUCUGAUGAGUCCGUGGCUGGGGACAGUGGUGUGUACGAGCCUUCUGCGCAGAGACUGGGCAUUUCUGAAGCUGCUACAUUCGACAGUGAAGAAUCAGAAGCCAUGGGAGCCACUCGGGUUCAAAUUGCCCUGAAGUAUGAUGAGAAGAACAGGCAAUUUGCAAUAUUAGUAAUCCAGCUGAGUAACCUCUCCGCUCUGUUACUGCAACAAGAGCAGAAAGUGAACAUCCGUGUAGCCAUCCUGCCUUGCUCUGAAAGCAGCACUUGCCUGUUCCGAACCCGGCCUCUGGACUCUGCAGAUACCCUCGUGUUCAACGAGGCAUUCUGGGUGUCCAUGUCCUACCCAGCCCUUCACCAGAAGACCUUACGCGUAGAUGUCUGUACCACAGACAGGAGCCAUAUGGAGGAGUGCCUGGGAGGCGCCCAGAUCAGCCUGGCUGAGGUCUGCCGGUCUGGGGAGAGGUCAACACGCUGGUACAACCUCCUGAGCUACAAAUACUUGAAGAAACAGUGCAGGGAACCCCAACCAGCGGGAGCUACAGGGCCUGACCACAUGGAUACUGUGUCUGCCUUGCUGGAACAGACAGCUGUGGAGCUGGAGAAGAGGCAGGAGGGGAGAAGCGGCUCCCAGACCCUGGAGGGCAGCUGGACGUACGAGGAAGAGACCAGCGAGAAUGAAGCAGUAGCUGAGGAGGAGGAAGAGAGAGAGGAGGAGGAGGGAGAGGAAGAGGUCUUCGCUGAAAAGGUCUCCCCAGAGGUAGAGGAGUACCCAGCACUAAAGGUGGACAGAGAGACCAAUACCGAGAGCGUGGCCCCAUCCCCCACAGUGGUGAGGCCCAAGGACCGGCGGGUGGGUGCCCCUUCCGCAGGGCCAUUUCUUCGAGGGAACACCAUCAUCCGCUCCAAGACCUUCUCACCUGGACCCCAGAGCCAGUAUGUGUGCCGGCUCAAUCGAAGCGACAGUGAUAGUUCCACUCUAUCCAAGAAGCCACCUUUUGUUCGGAACUCCCUGGAGCGUCGAAGCGUCCGGAUGAAGCGGCCUUCAUCUGUCAAGUCCGUGCGCACAGAGCGCCUGAUCCGCACCUCGCUGGACCUGGAACUAGACCUACAGGCAACGAGGACCUGGCAUAGCCAGCUGACUCAGGAGAUCUCAGUGCUGAAGGAGCUAAAGGAGCAUUUGGAGCAAGCCAAGAACCAUGGGGAGAAGGAGCUGCCACAGUGGUUGCGUGGAGACGAGCGCUUCCGCCUGCUGCUGAGGAUGCUGGAGAAGAGGGUGGAUCGUGCAGAGCACAAGAACGAGUUGCAAACAGACAAGAUGAUGAGGGCGGCCGCCAAGGAUGUGCACAGGCUUCGCGGCCAGAGCUGCAAGGAGCCACCGGAAGUGCAGUCUUUCAGAGAGAAGAUGGCAUUUUUCACCCGGCCCCGGAUGAACAUCCCAGCUCUCUCCGUAGACGACGUCUAACCACCAGAAAAGUAUUUCUUUGUUGCACGGACCAUGCUGUGAAGGUUGACUGUGGCUAAAGUUAUUUAUGAGGCAGUAUAUGAAGGUACCCAGUCACAAGUCCCCGAGCGCUCUUGUUGGUUUGAAGACUGACAGACCUUUUAGUUCAGGUUUUCUUGUUAUAUUUAAACAAUGACAAAGCAACCAUAACAACAACAACAACAACAAA